This is a messenger RNA of Cadophora gregata, 390 nucleotides long. RefSeq lists its product as uncharacterized. The transcript is spliced from 2 exons. Lineage: Eukaryota; Fungi; Ascomycota; Leotiomycetes; Helotiales; Ploettnerulaceae. Bases 1 to 390 code for a protein of 129 amino acids. The record is from RefSeq and is a predicted model, not a curated record. Gene Ontology annotation, biological process: glucan catabolic process.
AUGACUUCCUUGGUCAAGGCGGCCGUUCUGGCUCUGGCUCUCUCUGCUCAGGUCGAUGCCGCUCAAUACUUGUUGGUGGAUGAUUUCUCCGGGCCCAAUUUUUAUAACAACUUUGACUUCAUCACUGUAAAUGACCCAACUGGAGGAUUCGUCGACUACCAAACUCAAGCUGCAGCGCUUUCCAAAGGACUGAUCGGAUACAAUCCAACAGCAAAGCGAUCAUAUAUGGGAGUAGAUUCCGCAAAGGUCCUAUCACCAGUUCAGAGCGCCACAAAUCGCGGACGUGCAAGUGUCAGAAUCGAGUCCAAGAAGAAGUACACCCGAGGCAUGUUCAUCGCCGACUUGUACCACGUACCACAACAAGCGUGUGGAGUCUGGCCAGCCUUGUAA